GCCUGCAUGCUCGCAGCCCCAGCCCGGGGCGGCCGAGGCGGCUGCCAGACGCGAAGAGGAGCGCGGAGCCCGCCCGGGACGGCACGGUGGUGACUGUCUGGAGCCGAGCGCGUCGCUAAGACGAGGACCUGCCUGUUUUGAAUCUCCCGGCGUCCUGUCGAGCCGCACGGGGGCUGGGCGUUUUCUAACCCAACUCGAGGAUUCGAACGUGGCUCCGCUCCGAGCGCAGCGGCCGGUGACUCUCAGGACUCCAGCCCUGGCCGCGGCCGCCGCGCGCGCCCUCGCAGGACUCGGUGCGGUGGAGGAUCGGGGGCUUUGGGGGGGGGGUCUCCGGAGAACCCGUUCGGGAUUCGCUGUGAAUCAUGGAGGAGAAUGACCCCAAGCCCAGCGAAGCGGCAGCGGCGACAGAGGGACAGCGGCAGCCGGACUCCAGCCCCGGCGGCGGCAGCCCCAGCGACUCAGACACCGGCCGCCGACGCGCGUUGAUGCUGCCUGCUGUCCUGCAGGCGCCGGGCAACCACCAGCACCCUCACCGAAUCACCAACUUCUUCAUCGACAACAUCCUGCGGCCCGAGUUCGGUCGGCGGAAGGACGCAGGGACGUGCUGCGCGGGCGCCGGCGGAGGACGAGGCUGCGCGGCUGGCGGCGAAGGCGGCGCGGGCGGAGCCGAGGGAGGAGGCGCGGGCGGCGCUGAGCAGCUUCUGGGGCCGGGCUCCAGGGAGGCCAGGCAAAACCCGCCGUGCGCGCCCGGUGCGGGAGGGCCAUUACCCGCCGGCGGCGGUGACUCUCCGGGCGACGGGGAAGGUGGCUCCAAGACGCUUUCGCUGCACAGUGGUGCCAAGAAAGGCAGCGACCCCGGGGGCCCCCUGGACGGGGCACUCAAGGCCCGCGGCUUGGGCGGCGGCGACCUGUCUGUGAGCUCGGACUCGGACAGCUCGCAGGCCAGCGCCACCCUGGGCGCGCAGCCCAUGCUCUGGCCGGCCUGGGUCUACUGCACGCGCUACUCAGACCGGCCUUCUUCAGGUCCCAGGUCCCGAAAACCAAAGAAGAAGAACCCCAACAAAGAGGACAAGCGGCCUCGCACAGCCUUCACCGCCGAACAGCUGCAGAGGCUGAAAGCGGAGUUCCAGACCAACAGGUACCUGACGGAGCAGCGGCGCCAGAGCCUGGCCCAGGAGCUCAGCCUCAACGAGUCCCAGAUCAAGAUCUGGUUCCAGAACAAGCGCGCCAAGAUCAAGAAGGCCACGGGCAACAAGAACACGCUGGCCGUGCACCUCAUGGCCCAGGGCCUGUACAACCACUCCACCACGGCGAAGGAGGGCAAGUCGGACAGCGAGUAGAGUAGGAGGGGUGGCGAGGCCUGUGGGCUGGCCAAACAAUGCAAUAAUUUAAAAUCAUAAAGGGCCAGUGUAUAAAGGUGAUACCAGCAUUAACCGUGACAAUAUUGUGUAUUAGCUAUGGUUCUGCAAUAUUCUAUGUAUAUAGAACUUACAGGUGUUGUAAAAUCCAAAAUAUUGGACUAUAAAAUAUUUUUUUGCUUUUUUUGUGUUUAGGAGAUUAUGCUAAUUUUAUGAUUUUUUGUUGUUGUUGUUGUUGUUUUGCAAAAGGGGCUGCUUAGGGUCUCAUCUUUCUUAAUCCCCUAAGCUCCAUUAUGGGACAUUGGACAUUUGUUAUUAUUAUUAUUUCAAAAGAAAAAAAUUAAAACAACUUGCUAAAGUCCAAAGAUUUUUAUUGCUGCAUCUCACACGACUGUGAACAGAAUAAAUAGCUCCUAUCUGGUCUAUGAGUUUUGCCACUUUGUUUGUGUUGGCUUGGAUGGGACAGCAGAGUCCCAAACCCAGAGCCUGGAGCCUGGGCCUUCAGGAGCUCGGAGGCCCUGGCACCAAUAGGGGACUCUUGAAGGGUCCUUGGCUGAGUUCUGGUCUCAGCCUGGGAAGCCGCCUCUCAGUGAUAACAGGGCCUGUCUUGGGAAGUGGGCCUCUUGCCGCCCUCUGGCCCAGCUCUGUAGCCUCCCCAGCCCCUCUCCUCUCCUUUCACCUCCUGCUGUCCCAUCCCUCAGCCUCCUCUAGGCCUGGUCCAUGCUUCCCUUACGUACUUCUGUCCACGUCUGUGUUGCUGUGCCCUGUUCCUGAUGACCUGCCAGAGCCAGCUCUCCUGUGGAGGCACUGGAGUGAAGGGCUAGGGUGUGUAGCCCAAGACUGGGGCAUCCCUCCUCCUCCAGGCCGCAGCUAGCUGGCCCAGAAACCCAACAAGGUCUUUGCCAAAGGAUGGGCAGAAGGAGUUGGCAUUAUGUUCCUUUCCUUUUCCUUUUUUCUUUUUUUUCCCCCUUUUCAUUUUUUCUAGAGUGGCCACUUUUGCUGUUCUUCUCAGAUAAAUAUAUGUGUGUACAUAUUUGUUUAAGCUUUUGCACAUACAUGCCAGGUGUGCAUCAGGCCACAGUUCUGGAACUUGUGGCUACCUUGACUCUCAAAGAAACUCAGACCCCUUCGGUAUCUAGAAAGAAGAAAAAGUGUAAAAAAUUAUUUCUUAUCACUUUUUGUCUUUUCUUGUUUUUUUAAGAAAAUGUACAUUUUAUUUUUCAAAGGUGUGGUACAGUGUAAAUUAAAUAUAUUCAAUAUAUUCCCCACCAAGUACAUAUAUAUAUAUAUAUAUAUAUAUAUAUAUAUAUGAACAAACACAUUAUAUAUAACACCACAUUGUCUUCUGUUUAGUGUCCAUAAAAGGUGUCCAAAUGUUCAUCAAGGCCAGAAUUGGGCUGCCCAGGGAAUUUGCCCACGGCCCAGCUGAGCACUGCGGGCGGCAGCGGACUUCUCUCUUUGCCUUAAAGUCUUUAUUUCACUUCGAUAAUAGUUUCACUUUGUACAUAACAGUGUCAACCUUUUUGAAAAGGAAACUAUAAAAACAAACGUUGUAAUUUAAAAGUGUGUGAAUAACCAUCUGCUGCUUAGGAAACUCAAUGAAAUGACAGGCCUUUUUAGCAGGAAGCAAAUUUCUUCUUUUUUUUUUAGUUUAGUUUAUAAAACGUGCGUUUUACAGUUGGAGUAUCAAAUAUUUAUAAUCUUAUGAGAAAUGAAUGUUUCUAUUUACAACUGUGGUUAUCAAAAUUGUGAACAUUCCAACCCCCACCCCCACCCCAUGCGCAUUUUUGUGUGUUUAACUUCUUUGAAAGUUACAAUAAAUAAAAAGAAACUCCUCUUUA
Molecule: messenger RNA, 3199 nt
Organism: Heterocephalus glaber (naked mole-rat)
Lineage: Eukaryota; Metazoa; Chordata; Mammalia; Rodentia; Bathyergidae
Gene: En2
Product: engrailed homeobox 2
Biological process (GO): multicellular organism development; regulation of transcription by RNA polymerase II; neuron differentiation
Cellular component (GO): nucleus
Molecular function (GO): RNA polymerase II cis-regulatory region sequence-specific DNA binding; DNA-binding transcription factor activity, RNA polymerase II-specific
Source: RefSeq, a predicted model, not a curated record